AUGAUUUAUCGACAACGUCUGAUAAGCGUGCUCGCUGCGAUAUCAAUCAUUGGACUCUGGGUAUUUUUCUCCUCCCAGAAUCUUUCUUACACUACCUACAAUGACAUUGGCGAGACAGCCAAAACUGAUGAUGCGAGUAACAAGAGAGCAGCACCUUUAAAGGACACUACGUCAAGACUGCAAUCGUCGAUUAUGCCGUCGAUGCCCGACCAGAAAGCGAAGGAAGCACUCGGAAGAGCAUCGUGGAAGUACUUUCACACGGUUCUAGCACGGUUCCCGGACGAGCCAACACCAGCAGAACGGGAAAAGCUGGAUCAGUUUUUGAGACUCUACGCAGAGCUAUAUCCGUGUGGCGAAUGCUCUGAGCAUUUUGUCAAAAUGCUGGCGAAAUGGCCACCACAGACGUCCAGUAGGAAGGCAGCAGCACUUUGGGGCUGUCACAUCCACAACCGUGUUAACGAGCAUCUUGGGAAAGACGAAUAUGACUGCUCUGACGUUUUGGAAGGCUACGAUUGCGGCUGUGGGGGCGAAGACGGCAAGAUCAGGCCUGAUCUGAAACUCAACAAGGUUUCUUUGCAGAAAGAGGCGAAACAAGGUGGUUGA
Molecule: messenger RNA, 603 nt
Organism: Lachancea lanzarotensis
Lineage: Eukaryota; Fungi; Ascomycota; Saccharomycetes; Saccharomycetales; Saccharomycetaceae
Gene: ERV2
Product: LALA0S12e02080g1_1
Exons: 1
Coding region: 1-603 (200 amino acids)
Cellular component (GO): mitochondrion
Molecular function (GO): flavin adenine dinucleotide binding; flavin-dependent sulfhydryl oxidase activity
Source: RefSeq, a predicted model, not a curated record